This is a messenger RNA of Haemonchus placei, 1053 nucleotides long. The record is from the annotation of a GenBank genome assembly. Lineage: Eukaryota; Metazoa; Nematoda; Chromadorea; Rhabditida; Trichostrongylidae.
AUGCUGGUCAAGAUCUGGACGAACACGGUCGAUCGCCAUCACCAUAGCGUCACGAUGUCGUCAUCACCGUUGUUGCUUCUACUGAUUCUGAUUCCGUUUGCAUCAUGCCAACUUCUGGAGAUAUUCGGUUUAUCUACAGGAGAUGCCGGUACCGUAGACCGACAACCGUUUCAGGAUCUUGCAAGUCAAUCCGUCGGGCUCAUCAACUAUCUACAGACCGUUCAACGCAAUCCAAACAAUCAAUUGGCGAAAAAGUGUGUCAGAGAAAGGAGAGCGUGUAGAGUGAGAGUAUUAGGAAACACUGCGGCUGGUAAUCAUUACUUGUUCUGGUUACGCGAACCGCUUCCGACGAUGAACUUUAUGGGUGGACUCCCAGUCGUACCAGGUGUUAUGGGCAGCCUCCCUGGCGCCGGUUCGUGUCUUCCGCGUGGAUCUCCUCUUGUGCGAGACAAAUCACCGAGUUUCUUCCAAAAUAUUUUGAGAAACAUUCCUGGAGCUCAUGAUUAUCUAGCCAGUUUACUACCUUCACCAAAAGUGGAAAGCGCAGCACUUUACGGUAAAUACCAUUGGGCUCUUGACACUCCAUCGGUCCAUAAUCGCUUCUGUGCAACAACCGAGUUUCAACCGACCGCCCAUGCUGGCAAUUCAUCUUCAUUCAGUAUACAGGAAAAAUUCCGCACACAAAGCGAGGAGGGAGGAGAGAAGGUUGCCUUCGGAUACGGUAUACUGCAUAAUGAACGGACAUACGUCUACAUGCAAGACGAUCCAUGUCCUUAUCAGAUUGUCAUUGUGGGACCACGUAAAGAUGGAAAUGGUCAGUACGAAUACGUCGUUUUAUCAAACUGGGCACGAUUUCCGUUGAUCGGCUUAGUAAGAGACAUACGUGUCUUCUACAGUAAGUACAAGGAUCAGCUGGAGACCGAACUCGAGAAAGAAGGCUUCAUCAACGACUAUUCCGGAUCAUCCAGCAUUCAUUACGUAGACUGGUCCAAGUGUAGGCCGGCCACGCCAGUAAGCUAUAUCCAAAACGUUCUCACUGAAUUAUUCGGGUAA